CCUGUUUAACAGGUAUGAUGUCAAGUGUGAUGCUGAUGCUCCAGUGACUAAGCCAGCCUCUUCUGGCGCAGACUCUGUCAUCCUAUCUGUGCCUCCAGCUCGGGGUUUCAGAGGAGGGCAUCUCAUAAUCAGGUCACAUUCCACCGAGGAUCCACCAUCCGUCUCUCCCUAAAUCGCGAGACCAGAGAGGGAAGAAGACAAAUAAUCGCUUUGCAAGAGGUGGAGAAAAAAAGACCAAGAUCAGAGAUGAGAGCCCCAGGCUGUUGUCUGGUGCUGCUGUUGCUGUUGGCUAUCGCCUUGGCGGAAGGGGACAGCAAAAGGGGUAAAGACGGAGACCAUCCAGGCAAUUUUAUGGAGGACGAGCAAUGGCUGUCUUCCAUUUCUCAAUACAGCGGCAAGAUCAAACACUGGAACCGCUUCCGAGACGAGGUGGAGGAUGACUAUAUCAAGAGCUGGGAAGAUAAUCAGCCAGUUGAUGAAGCUUUGGACACAACCAAGGACCCCUGCCAGAAAGUGAAGUGUAGCCGGCACAAAGUUUGCAUUGCCCAGGGCUACCAGAGGGCUAUGUGUAUUAGCCGCAAAAAGUUAGAGCACAGAAUCAAGCAGCCUGCCCUGAAACACCAUGGAAACAAAGAAAGCUUUUGCAAACCAUGUCACAUGACCCAGCUUGCAUCUGUCUGCGGCUCUGAUGGACACACUUACAGCUCUGUGUGCAAACUGGAGCAGCAAGCCUGCCUGACCAGCAAGCAGCUGGCAGUGAAGUGUGAGGGCCAGUGCCCCUGCCCGACCGAGCAUGGCCCCACCUCAACCACAGAUGUCAAACAAGAGACUUGUACCGGGCAGGACUUAGCAGACCUGGGAGACCGUCUGCGGGACUGGUUCCAGCUCCUACAUGAGAACUCCAAGCAGAACAGUUCUGGAAACCCAGGGGCUAAUCCAGUGAAUGUGCUGGACAAGAGCCUGGUGGCCAGUUGCAAGGAUUCCAUUGGCUGGAUGUUUUCCAAGCUGGACACAAACAAUGACCUUUUCCUGGACCAGACAGAGCUUGCAGCUAUCAACUUAGACAAGUAUGAGAUUUGCAUCCGGCCCUUCUUCAACUCCUGUGACACCUAUAAGGACGGCCACGUCUCCACUGCCGAAUGGUGCUUCUGCUUCUGGAGAGAAAAGCCCCCCUGUCUCGUGGAGCUGGAAAGGAUCCAGAUCCAAGAAGCAGCAAAAAAGAAACCUGGUGUUUUCAUUCCAAGCUGUGAUGAGGAUGGAUACUACAGGAAGAUGCAGUGUGACCAGAGCAGUGGAGAGUGCUGGUGUGUUGACCAGCUUGGCAUGGAGCUGACAGGAACACGGAUACGUGGAAACCCGGACUGUGAUGACAUAGUUGGGUUCUCGGGGGAUUUUGGGAGUGGCGUUGGAUGGGAGGAUGAGGAAGAGAAAGAGACUGAGGAAGCUGGAGAAGAGGCUGAAGAAGAGGAGGGAGAGGCAGACGACGGAGGCUACAUAUGGUAGAAGCGGAGAAGAGCACAGUUUGGUCGGGAUGCUGGCAGCAAGGCGUGACAGCAGGCAAACUCGAAGGAGAUGAGCAGCUUAAUGAGAUGAUCAGGAAACACAGUUGAAUGUAACUUACUAUAGCAGAAAAAGUGUGUGUGCGCAUGUAUGUGUGUGGAUGCUUGGGGUGCUAUUUACAAUGCCCCAGGGACACCCUGCGUUCUCCCAAUACAGCUGAAAGCACCACUGUAGCAAAGCAAAAGUAAAAAGCAGUCUGCAGUGUUGGUUCAGCUGGGGUUUUUUGUUCCACUUUUAGGUCUGUACUGAUAAAUAUUUGAGCCCAUGGGCACACACCCCCUAGUGUGCACAUGCUCACACAUACCCAUACCCAUAUUCACAGCCAUGUUAACCAGAGUAAAAAAACCCACCAGUAAUUAAUACCUUGUUAUAAAAAUCUGGCUGCUGAGCUAGCUCACCACUGACUUUAGCAGUUGCACACUGCAAAUACCUUGGAAAAUCACAGGAGCAUUUCCCAGUCCGCACUGUAGCACAGGCACUGCCAUGGUUUGAAUGACAGGCUGUUCUAGUGUGCAGUCCUUCACUCGCCUAAAGUUUAGGUGAAGAAUUGUACUGCCACAGUCCAAAUGCAGGACUGUACCCAGUGUGGGUGAGACGGAAUUGUCCUUGGGCCUGUUUGAGAUUCCUGAUUCUUGGGGAAAAUUAACCUGUAAGGAUAUUGCAUCUUGCUGUUGAAGCAGUGCUCUAGUGGUAGGUCAAUGACUGUUAGGCACCUGUGACUUGCUCAGCUACCUUAAAACCAAAAGGGGUAUUGAAGCUUUUUGCCAAACAGAUUGGUCAUGAAUUAAUUCUGCAUCUUCUAGUGGCACCGAAAAGGGGAUCAGACACUUAGACUUGCAGACCAUUUAAAUCAUGGAGCAAAGUUUUGAUCAAUGAUUUUAAUAACCUUAUUGACCUUGCAUGAUGGAAAAAACAAACUGCAUUGACAGGCUCAUUACAAUAAGAGCCCAAGAAAACCUGUUCUGUACCCACUUCCUUCCCAUCCAUCCCCUGAUGUCCAGUGCCAGCUUCUGGCAGUCAGAGGUUUAGGGAUACUCCGAGCUUGGGGGGGUGUCCCUGACCAUCUUGGCUAAGAGCAAUUGAUGGUCUUGGAGAAAGCGUACCUUGCAGCUGGUACAGGCGGGACAAACCAUGACCUAACAGGAUCAGAUAAGCACAUGCUGUCCUUUGAAAACCCGAAAGCUUGGCUGGAACCUGACUCAGAUUGGUAGUGCCCAAAAGCUGUUGCUAAAUGAUACCCAUUAAUGGGGCCAGGUGAAAUAUAUUGGUGGUGUCAGGUCCAUUUAUUAGGGAUUGGCGGGGGAGGGGAAGAGGAGGGUUCAAUGACAAUGGGUGAUCACAUAGACUGCAGCUUUGUCUUGUCCAAAGUAUUGAUUAGAAUUUUGUGUGUGUGUAAGCGAGAUGUGUUGUGGGCUUCAGAAAACUCCUUCCAGUGUUCUACACUUUGCAAAGCUGGGAGCUGCUCAGACCAGUAAAACUAGCUAUAAGGCUGCCCAUUCAGCUUCUUGAAACCAUGGUGUAAUUCCAGCCACAAUUUCCAUGAUCAGUACUAGAAAGCCUCCAUGUUGCAGAAGAUGAGAUGAAGGACUAGUGGCAACAUCACUCCAGUUCGCAUCUUUCCCUGUUCGUGGGAGUAUUCGGCCACCUUCACCCUGCCAGAAAAGGGAAACAAAGUCUGAAAGGUCAGUUUCUUUGUAAGAUGUAGAACACUUUCCUUCCGCUCCAGGAGACAAUGCACUUAUUGAAUGUGAACAAUGCACGUACCAGUGUUUUUUGUCAUUGCUCUCUCUGGAAAGCAACUAGUUUCUUUCUAUUCAGUUUGUGUGCCCAUUACGGGGUUGGGCUGAGGUAUUUUUGGUCACUUUUGAAUAUUCUGUUAGUCACUGGACAAUUGAGAAGCUCUGAUGAGCUGGAAAAGCCAAUGUUUUAGGUUUUAAUACAGAAGAACCAGUUCCCUAAGGACAUGUAUUUAAAGGCAGGAAGAGUAGGUUAAUGGGGCAUAGGAAGCAACUUGGUGAGGAGUAUGGGGACACAGUGCAACUGAAGAUGAAGACAGACCUGAAAAUGAUAUUCCUUCAGUGAAAGAAAAGCCAUCUCCCCAUUUGCAGACCAGCCACCCACCCCCUAUUUUCAGUGCAGCCUCCAUGAUCGCAAACUGGGUGUCUGCUCUUGCCUUAAGAAGGUUGGUUGGCUUUUUUUGAUGGAGAUACUUACAGUGAGCGUGCACGCACACACACAUGAAAAUAAAAAAUAAAAAAAAUAAAAAUAAGGGGCGUAAUCCUAUUCCCAUGACAUCAUUGUAAAUUUUGCCAGGGACUUAACUGGAAGCUGGAUUGGACCCAAGAUAUGUUAAUUUCAGUUUGAUGGACUGGCCCCCAGCAAUCAGACGCUGAUAUUGUAUGUGUGGCCCUGUGAGCAUAUGGGUGUGUGCCUUGAAAGCCUGUGCAUGUAAACAUGCCCCAGUGCAGCGAGAGAGAGUGUGUGGAUGUGGGUGUGUGGUAAAACAGCGGCAGCCAGCUUGGCUUACGUUGGGUAUUCCAGAUCUUAUGUGACAUUAAGUCUAAAAGGCUGAACCAGAAGCUCAAUUUGCUACUGCAUAUUCUUAAAUUUUUUUUUUUUAAAUCUAAAAUCCCAGUAAACCCAAGUAACAUGCUUGCAAUGAUCCCAUAUUAGAGAACACUGUUAUGUAGCCAGCUGUGAUAAUAAAUGCACCUUGCUGUGUGGAACGCUU
Mauremys reevesii (Reeves's turtle) is the source of this 4291-nucleotide messenger RNA. It is a transcript of the gene SPOCK2, whose product is annotated as SPARC (osteonectin), cwcv and kazal like domains proteoglycan 2. Lineage: Eukaryota; Metazoa; Chordata; Testudines; Geoemydidae. The coding region runs from base 247 to 1503 and encodes 418 amino acids. The transcript has 11 exons. The record is from RefSeq and is a predicted model, not a curated record. Gene Ontology annotation, molecular function: calcium ion binding; protein binding.